Messenger RNA from Clunio marinus, 297 nucleotides. The record is from the annotation of a GenBank genome assembly. Lineage: Eukaryota; Metazoa; Arthropoda; Insecta; Diptera; Chironomidae.
AUGGCAAUGGAGAAUCAAAGCGUGAGGUUUAACAUCGAAAUAUUAAGCAAUCAACAUCAUCUUCGUGGGGAAAGUGAAAGACACAACCAUUCGUCAUAUCUCCAAACACAAUUAAACUUUCUGUUUGCUGCAUUUAAAGGUGUACAAUGUCAGCAACACGUGUUUAUGAUUGGAUUAGAUUCAUUUGAACAGUCGCAAAUAGUUACGUUGUGGAAGACUGAACCAUCUAGGAAGGAAGCUACAUAUUUACACACAUGGCAAGCUUUAAGACAAAUGAUCCGUAUGUGGGUUUUAUGA